AUGGUCACGGUCUGGGUACAAUGCCCAUUGGCCGUGGCCAAAAAGGUGGCCGAAAAGAGGAGGAUCAGGGUGGGAUGGGCAUCGGCAAGGGUAGAAUUACUCGAUGCCCGCCCACUCGUGCGUUUCCGCUGCUUAGAGCGGGGGCACGUGAGGCAGCAGUGCCGGAACCCUGUCGACCGUAGCAACACCUGCUACAGGUGCGGACGGGAGGGGCACAAGGCCCAGACGUGCACCGAGCAACCACAGUGCUCGGUGUGUGUGGCAAGGGAGCUACCAGCCAAGCACAAGGCUGGAGGGGCAACCUGCCCCCCGAUGUCCAAGAAGGCCGCGAAGAAGGCCAGACAAACAGGGGCGCAGAAAGCGAGGGAGGAAGGAAACAAAGAGGUCAGGGGGAGGGUCAACGGAGCCGAACAGGCGAUGGAGAUUGAACCCUUGACCAAGAAACAACAGGGAGCCGAACCAACGGCGACCGGAGGGGGAGAAGGCCAGGAGGAGGCUGAAAGCAGUGAUCCCAGAUUGCGGGAUUUCUGGCGCACGCGCAGUAGCGCGAGCCUUUCUGCCAUGCGCAUAGUGAUCACGUGA
Vollenhovia emeryi is the source of this 582-nucleotide messenger RNA. RefSeq names its product serine/arginine-rich splicing factor RS2Z32-like. Gene Ontology annotation, molecular function: zinc ion binding; nucleic acid binding. The transcript has a single exon. The record is from RefSeq and is a predicted model, not a curated record. Lineage: Eukaryota; Metazoa; Arthropoda; Insecta; Hymenoptera; Formicidae. Bases 1 to 582 code for a protein of 193 amino acids.